AUGCCUACAAUACACGAAGCACUCGCUGCAGUCCGCGGAGAGACCGAAGCCACGGUUGCUCCCAUCCUUCAAGCUCUACAAGCUGAAGGUUUUGAUGUGGAUGCUGAGGCGGGAGACGCGUUUUGUCUUCUUGACGUUAAUUAUCUGCGAUCACACCUUAAUCUCCGGCAGCUUACCGCCCUGAAGGCAGCCAUCAAAAGCGCUGAUGCUGGCACCAGCAACACUGCUGCAGAUGCAGCAGGUGGGACUGACAUGACGGCAACCAUCAGGGCGCGCGCGUGUUACUCUUCCAAGUAUGCCGCCCACCUGGUGGUGGAGCCCCCCAACUCGCCACCGUACAAGGAGGCGGCCACGGUGGUUGGGCCGCACCACGUGGCAACGUUCGCGCAUGGCAGGCAUGAAAAUUGGACGCUUGGGCAACAGAUGCAGAUUGCCGUGCACUGCCCCGACGCGGACCGCAGGGUGUUGGUGGACUCAACGGUGGUGUGCAUCAAGCCCAUCCAAGACGUUGCCAUCCUCGAGGUGCAGCGCAAGCUGGUGCCCCCGGUGCUGGACUUUGGUGUCUCGGCUGGCGACAAGUACUACGUCCACGGCCAGUCCACGCAGGCGCAAGCGGACGCCACAUCCAUCAGCCACGGCAUGGUGGUGGUGACCGAGCCAGAUGUGCACAGCCACAUCCGUGGUGACAUUGUUGCGGGUGUCGGUGAUUCAGGCGGCGGCUGCUUCUCGGUCGACACCGGCAAGCUUGUGGCCAUGGUGGUCGGGUCUGACACCCGUACAAACAAAGCCAUCCUGGUGCCCACUGCAGUCAUAUGCAGCAUCCUGUCGGACCUGUCGGCAACCUCGGGGGCUGCAGGAGCAGCCACCUGAGCAUACAGCGUGUGGCGACGGGUGGCCAGAGCAAGCUAGCCUG
Volvox carteri f. nagariensis is the source of this 913-nucleotide messenger RNA. RefSeq lists its product as uncharacterized. NCBI's taxonomy places the organism in Eukaryota, Viridiplantae, Chlorophyta, Chlorophyceae, Chlamydomonadales, Volvocaceae. The record is from RefSeq and is a predicted model, not a curated record. The coding region runs from base 1 to 870 and encodes 289 amino acids. The transcript has 6 exons.